This is a messenger RNA of Glossina fuscipes, 1338 nucleotides long. It is a transcript of the gene Gr33a, whose product is annotated as gustatory and pheromone receptor 33a. Bases 1 to 1338 code for a protein of 445 amino acids. Gene Ontology annotation, cellular component: axon; dendrite; membrane. The record is from RefSeq and is a predicted model, not a curated record. Gene Ontology annotation, biological process: sensory perception of taste. NCBI's taxonomy places the organism in Eukaryota, Metazoa, Arthropoda, Insecta, Diptera, Glossinidae. The transcript is spliced from 5 exons.
AUGGAUAAAGGACUAUUGACACUGUCGUGGAUUUAUGGCGUUUCACCUUGGAAUAUCAACACAAGCUCCUCUUGCUGCACUAUUCUCGAUUAUGGUCAAAUGCUGAUUAUGUUAUUUUUUUAUCUAACCUGUUAUGCUUUAAUUAAUUUUGGCUUCUUUGGCAUUUAUCAGUUGCCUGAUUGUAAUGGUUUCUGUCGUCUGGGAAAUCAAUUAUUUUUACAUCUUGGUUGUUUAUUAUACUUAACAACACAAUUAUUAGCAAUGAAAUGUCGGAAAAAAUUUUGCAAAAAAUUUGAACAAACCCUUAUUAAUAUCGAUAAAAGUCUGGAAACAUGCCAACUAGACGAAAGAGGAGAAAUGAGCAUGAAUAAGGAUGAAAGUUUUUAUUUUUUGUACAAGAUUAUCAUAACUUUUGGCUUAAUAAUGUUGCUAAUUUAUGAAGUCAGACAGUUAACAUAUUUUUAUGGUCAAUGGUUUUUCAUACCUUUAAUGGUUACAACUUAUCCCUAUUCAGCAGCCACUGUUAUGUUGUUACAAUUUGCUUAUUAUGUUUAUGAGAUUUCUAAACGUCACCAAACAAUAAAUCACUUUUUGGAGCAAAUCAAUCGAGGCAUUAAUAAAACCCCUAAGGGCAUCACACUAGAGAUAUUCAAUAUCGAAACUGAAUUGCAAAUUGCUUCAAGCGAAAAUGUGCAAUUAAAUGAACGACAUGUGAAGCAAACUACUCAUCGUAGUGAGGAGAAUGAUUAUAAUGACGAUUCUAUGCAAUCUUUAGAGUCAAGAACGAAUUAUGCCACAACUGCUUCACUCACUAAAUUGUUUAAAUUGUUUGAUAGCGUACUUUCGUUAAGUGUCCUCACCAACAACGAGUACGGUCCACAUUGUGUUCCAUAUAUGAGUGCAAGCUUUGUCAUUACAAUUUUUUGCAUUUUCUUUCAAAUCAAGAUCUAUCAUGUGGUGGGUGGUAAGAGUCGUUUACUUGACUACAUCGUUUUCAUGUAUUUGUUAUGGAGUUUCGUUACCAUGUUGGUGACCUAUAUAGUUUUAUGUUUAUGCUGCAAUGCCAGCGGCGAAGCUAAACAAACCGCUGUGAUUGUUCAAGAGAUAAUGCGAAAACGACCGGCCUUUAUGCUCGGCGCUGAUGGUAACUACAACGAAAUGAAGUCAUUUUUGCUGCAAUCCUUACACUGGAAAGAAUACUUUCAGUAUAAUGCCAUUGGUUUGUUUCCCUUGGAUUACACUUUAAUAUUUACGAUGAUUAGCGCAGCAACGUCUUAUUUGAUUGUGCUCCUGCAAGUUGACAUUAGUUCUAUACUUCAAACCGAAGGUUUACUAUAA